Messenger RNA from Apis florea (little honeybee), 1453 nucleotides. RefSeq names its product alpha1,4-N-acetylgalactosaminyltransferase 2-like. NCBI's taxonomy places the organism in Eukaryota, Metazoa, Arthropoda, Insecta, Hymenoptera, Apidae. Gene Ontology annotation, molecular function: hexosyltransferase activity. Gene Ontology annotation, biological process: glycosphingolipid biosynthetic process. The record is from RefSeq and is a predicted model, not a curated record.
GCGCCAUUGAAUCCGCAGCUAAAAUGAAUUCAAAUAUGAACGUGUAUUUGCUAUUCCUUUCUCCUUCUAAAAUCUCAAAACAAUCAAAAAAAAUAUUUGAACAAUUACAAACUUAUCCGAAUAUUCGUAUCAGACGUAUUAAAUUUAAAAAUUAUAUAAAAAAAACACCUUUGGAUGUAUGGUAUAAAACCGAUAUAUUAAAGAAAAGUAAAUGGCCAAGAAUUCAAAUGGCUGAUAUUCUGAGAUUUCUAACACUUUGGAAAUACGGAGGAAUAUAUUUAGAUCUGGAUGUUGUUAUUAUGAGAUCCAUUGAACAUUUAACAAAUUUCGCUGGUGCUGAGGAUUGGUAUCAAGUGGCUGCUGGUAUUUUAGGAUUUGACACUUCAAAAUUGGGUCGUCACAUUGUCAAUGAGUGUAUUCACGAAAUACGAAAUAAUUUUCGAGGUGAUAUCUGGGGUUACAAUGGUCCCGGUGUAAUUACCAGAGUGUUACAACGAAUUUGUUUAACGGAAAAUGUUCAGGACAUGUCUACGAGUCGAUGUCAAGGCUUUCGUGUUUUUCCUCCUUCAAUGUUUUAUCCAAUUCAUUACACUAAUUGGUCACUAUAUUUUACAACAAACGAUACUAAAACAAUGAAAAUAAUCGAACAGGCAAUGGCAAUUCAUGUGUGGAACAAAUUAAGCAAUGCUGAAAAGGUGGACGUAAAUAAUGACGUACCUUAUGUGAAUGUUGCGAAAAAACAUUGUCCAAAGAUUUUGAACAAUUGCGGAAAACUAUUUUAAUAUUAUAUAUUGAAAAUUACAUGUAUAAGAUUCGAUUGUUGAAUCAUUUGUAAGCUGGAAAUUUCUAAAUUUCAAGCAACAUUUUCCUUUGUAAAAAUUUUCGUUACGACUUUAUCAACGAAUUAUGAACAAAAAAACACUAGUCGAUCACGGAGCGCGUAGUCUAAUCGAGCCAUGAUAAUAACAGGCUAUGAGCACGAACAAAUCUAAGCACUAUAUAUCAAAAAUGUAUUGAAUAUUAUAAUUUUUUUCAUGAUAUAAUUCGAUAUAAUUUUUAUCGAUAAAAUAUUCAUAUAUUAUAUCUUAUAACAUAAAUAUCAUAUAUAGUAAAAACGUAAUAUAUUUAUUGUACACAUAAAUAAUAAUCUAAGCAUUAUUAAAACUAUUAAACUUGAUGAAUUAGAUAACAUUUUGCGCACCUAAUUAGAAUUCAACAUUUCUAUAAAUAAUAAUUUAAAUAAUGAAACUAGCAAUUUUACAUGUAAGCAAUAUUGAUUGGUACAACAAAUUGAUUUCACUGUACCAUGAUUUGUAAAUUCUGCUUAAGGUUUCAUGCGAAUGAAAUAUAUGCCAUUAUGUUUACUGAAAGCUGGCGUUUCAAUAAUGUCAUUCGUUCAACCAUGUGCUCUAUUCUCAUUUCUGAUUGGCUAUCUAUCUAAAUUAACGCGAGA